This is a messenger RNA of Seminavis robusta, 864 nucleotides long. The record is from the annotation of a GenBank genome assembly. NCBI's taxonomy places the organism in Eukaryota, Bacillariophyta, Bacillariophyceae, Naviculales, Naviculaceae.
AUGAGGCGUCUGUCUUGGUUUCAUUGCUGCUUCAUCCUUUGGACUUGGUUGGAGGUGUUCCCAGCAAGUUCCUUCCCAUUGUUUGGUGUAUCCAAGCGCAAAAACUGUGGAAGACUCAAUUCUUCUUCUUCCACCACACCGACAUCUCACGAGAGAUUGCUGCUGUCGGGUCAGAAACCUCCUUUCUUGGCCGUUAUCACGGAGCCAGAUGCUUGUGGCAGUGAUGAACGAGUCGCUCAAACUCUGCACGUGCUCCAGAGAGUCUUGUCAGUUUCUGGGGUGAAUCUGAUAUCUGUCCGAGUUACCAGUGACAGCAAGAAAUCUCGGGUGGUGCAACUAGUAAGAGGUUUGGUACAACUUGCUGAAGGAGAAUCAUCAUCAGAGAACCCCGGGGUCCGUAUAGUUGUAACGAGCGAUUGGGUGGAUGCUGCAAUGGAGGGUGGUGCUCAUGGUAUUCACGUCAAAGAGUCCCAUCGAGAAAGGAUUCCUGAAAUUCGGAAACAGUUUGAGCCACGACAACCGUUGAUUGGGACCUCGGCACAUUCCAUUGUCUCGGCUCAAAGCGCCAUGCAGAACUUUCAGCCGGAUUAUUUGUUUGUGGGAACUUGCUAUCCCACACAAACGCAUCCCGAAAAGUUGGAUCUGGAAGGACCCGAGUUGCCAGGUCAAGUGAUGGAAGUCAUCCAGUACGGCUGCCCUGUCUUCGCCAUUGGUGGCAUUCAUGCCAACAACUGUGCGGAACCAAUCUCCAUGGGGGCAACGGGUGUGGCAACGAUCAGGGCCAUCCUGCAGGCUAAGGAUCCAGCUGUGGUGGUGUGUGGGAUGAAGCACAACAUGCAACAGGCCUUUGUUAAAAGUGAAUGA